GACGCGUCUUGUGGACUUGUCCUUUCACAAAUCCUCCCUGCGAAGCUCGGUGGCUAACGGUUAGCUUUUGUUGAGCAAGCUAUCAGUGGUUAGCAGUGCUGCGCCGGAAACGCAUUCGUUUGUCCUUCAGAGUAAUCGUGUUAAGUGGCGACCGUAGCAAAACACCACCCGAGCCUUCAGCCCUGUAUUUGAUGUAUUACUAAGACCGUAUCGCAUUUUUGUCUGGGUGGCGUUUCAUCACCUGUUUAUGUGGCGUUUGUGCCGCUGAGCGUUGCUUUAGGUUUAACAAUAGGACCGGAAGUGUGGAUGAUUUCCGUGCGCUUGGCGAUGAUGCGUUCAAAACCUCGCUCAUCUUCCGUGUUUGUGUUUGCGUGGAGCGGCCGAUGGUAUUAAGACCCUGGAACAAUGAGACGUGUGUAGCAGGACGCGCUUGACGAACGCCGCCGGUGAAGUGGAUCCUCGCCCGAGGCUUUUAUUGUCGUCUCUGCCUGCGUGUCGGGCAUCAGCUGGUUGUUGGACUCGGAACAUCUGCAUCCGGACUGGGUCUGCGGGUUCUGGUUCUGGCAGCGUCAGUCACCUCGGCGUGGGGCCGGUAGCCGCCCAGGAUAGUGCUGGAUUAAGAGAUUGAGUUGGGGUGUCAUUGUUGACAUCCCAGCGUCACUGACUUUGUCCAAGAGCUGUGAUGUCAUGGCAGCCGCCAGCGUGACCAGACCCGGUGGUGGCCAGCCGGCCGAGAAGUCCCAGCUCGUCCUGAAAGUGGUGUCAGCGAAGCCACAGUCUCCGAAGCUGCCGAACCGCCACUCUCGCCUCAAUUCCUUUGUGGAGGUGACGGCGGACGGCCUGACCAGCGAAACCAAGAAAACAGGCAAACGCAGUGGGCACCUGGAGCUGCAGUGGAACGAGGACCUCACGCUCAACGUGACGCCGCAAAGUCGCCUGGAUCUGAAGCUGUGGAGCUGCCACACCCUGAGGAAGGAGCUCCUGGGCAGCGCCACCAUCGACCUGCUGGACACGCUGCGCACACACCAUGGCAAAGUGGAGAACGUGCAGCUGAGUCUGGUGCUGCAGACGGAGAACAAAGGUUCAGUUGUAGCGGGCGGCGAGCUCAACGUCUGUCUGGACGGCAUGGUUGUUGAUCUGGGCUCCUUGCCCAAUGGCAGCGCGGCUGCGGCAGACAAAGCGCUGCAGUCGGAGCGGCCCAACCUGAGGAGGACGCAGAGCGAGGAGAGCUCCAGCGCGGCCGCAGCCAACAGCAGGAGUAACAGACACUCAGUGGGGGGCUCACAGAGCGGCUCUCCAGGUUCUGCUCCGGUGGUCUCGCUCACCAACGGGGACGUGAGUGAGCAGCAGGCUUCCGUCUCUGGACCUUCUGCACGCCGGCGCUCCUCCAAAAUUCACGACAGUCCAGGAAACGGUGGAGACAAAGUGGAGCUGACCACCAACGGGCUGGACUCGAGCCGAGGAAGCGCGGCCCGCCACACUCCUGCGCCCGCCUCUCCUUCAGGUCGACCCGCCGUGCCCAGCAGCUCCAGUAGUCCCAGUCCACAGGCGGCCGGAUCGGGCCCCCCGCUGGAGCCGGCGCCCCCUCCCUCCUCCAACAGCGAGCCGGCCGGCGGCACCCCAGAACCCCCGACAGAGUCCCUCCCCACCGGCUGGGAGCAGAGGGUGUUGCCUCAUGGCAGAGUCUACUAUGUCGACCACAACACCAAAACCACCACAUGGGAGAGACCACUGCCUCCAGGCUGGGAGAAGCGCGUGGACCAGCGGGGCAGGUUCUACUACGUGGACCACAACACCAGAACCACCACAUGGCAGCGGCCCACCGCCGAGUCGGUGCGCAACUACCAGCAGUGGCAGAGCCAGCGCAGCCAGCUGCAGGGCGCCAUGCACCAGUUCAGCCAGCGCUUCCUCUACCAGCCGUCCGGCGCUCCGGUGGAAAAUGACCCGCUGGGCCAGCUGCCUCCAGGAUGGGAGAAGCGGCAGGACAAUGGCAGGGUCUACUUCGUCAACCACAACACCCGGACCACGCAGUGGGACGACCCGCGGACCCAAGGGAUGAUCAAGGAGCACCCUUUGCCCCCGGGCUGGGAGAUGAAGUACACCGCCGAGGGAGUCCGAUAUUUUGUGGACCACAACUCGCGCACUACCACCUUUAAAGACCCGAGACCCGGGUUUGAGUCGGGGUCACGGCAGGGGGGGUCGCCCGGCGCCUACGACCGCAGCUUCAGAUGGAAGUACCAUCAGUUCCGCUUCCUGUGCCACUCGAACGCGUUGCCAAGUCACGUGAAGAUCUCGGUGUCCAGGCAGACGCUGUUCGAGGACUCCUUCCAGCAGAUCAUGAACGUGAAGCCGUACGACCUCCGCCGGAGACUCUACAUCAUCAUGAGAGGAGAAGAAGGUCUGGACUAUGGCGGCAUCGCCAGGGAGUGGUUCUUCCUGCUGUCCCACGAGGUCCUCAACCCCAUGUACUGCCUGUUCGAGUACGCCGGCAAGAACAACUACUGCCUGCAGAUCAACCCCGCCUCCUCCAUCAACCCUGACCACCUCACCUACUUCCGCUUCAUCGGACGCUUCAUCGCCAUGGCGCUGUACCACGGGAAGUUCAUCGACACCGGCUUCACGCUGCCGUUCUACAAGCGCAUGCUAGACAAGAAGCCCACACUCAAGGACCUGGAGUCCAUCGACCCGGAGUUCUACAACUCCAUCAUGUGGGUCAAGGAGAACAACCUGGAGGAGUGCGGGCUGGAGCUCUACUUUGCUCAGGACAUGGAGAUCCUGGGGAAGGUGACCACGCACCAGCUGAAGGAGGACGGCGAGGACGUGCUGGUGACCGAGGAGAACAAGGAGGAGUACAUCAGCCUGCUGACCGACUGGAGGUUCACACGCGGCGUGGAGGAGCAGACCAAAGCCUUCCUGGACGGCUUCAACGAGGUGGUUCCUCUGGAGUGGCUGAGGUACUUCGACGAGAAGGAGCUGGAGCUGAUGCUCUGCGGCAUGCAGGAGAUCGAUUUGGCCGACUGGCAGAAGAACACCAUCUACAGACACUAUACCAAGAACACCAAGCAGAUCCAGUGGUUCUGGCAGGUGGUGAAGGAGAUGGACAACGAGAAGAGAAUCCGGCUCCUGCAGUUUGUGACGGGGACGUGUCGCCUGCCGGUGGGAGGCUUCGCCGAGCUCAUAGGGAGUAACGGGCCCCAGAAGUUCUGCAUCGACAAGGUGGGGAAGGAGACUUGGCUUCCAAGAAGUCACACUUGCUUCAACCGGCUGGACCUGCCGCCGUACCGAAGCCAGGAGCAGCUGCGGGAGAAGCUGCUGUUCGCCAUCGAGGAGACGGAAGGCUUCGGCCAGGAGUGAGACCCACGCCUCCAGAUCACAGUCUGAGCUGCCGGUGGACACACGCCUCCCUCCCCCCACACACACAUGCCUCUCUAUCCUUGUGGGGACCUCUCCCCCUAAACCUAACCAUCCAAAACACAUGGCUCACCUGAACCAGGACUCUGAACCAAACCCAGUCAUUUUGAAGUUUGCAUCCUCAAAACCUCAUGAGGACCAGCUAAAAUCUCCUUACAAGCUCUGUGUCCUGUCAGAGAUGAGUCCUCACAAGAAUAUAAAUACAGGUUCACACACACACCAUUUAGAGGUAACCGCUCAUAUGGCUCAAACAAACAUGGCUGGUGAGAGGAGGGUGUGUGUGUGUGUGUCGCAGAGAGAUUAUUCUUGUCAUGAAGACGAGCUGUGAUGGAGUUUCAUGAUUUUCUGUUGAUUGUAUGAUUCUGCGUUUCUUCCUGUAUAUAGAUGAAAUAAAAAUGUCGAUCUUCAA
Synchiropus splendidus (mandarinfish) is the source of this 3820-nucleotide messenger RNA. It is a transcript of the gene wwp2, whose product is annotated as WW domain containing E3 ubiquitin protein ligase 2. The record is from RefSeq and is a predicted model, not a curated record. The coding region runs from base 688 to 3354 and encodes 888 amino acids. The transcript has 24 exons. NCBI's taxonomy places the organism in Eukaryota, Metazoa, Chordata, Actinopteri, Syngnathiformes, Callionymidae. Gene Ontology annotation, molecular function: protein binding; ubiquitin protein ligase activity. Gene Ontology annotation, biological process: negative regulation of transcription by RNA polymerase II; regulation of monoatomic ion transmembrane transport; protein K63-linked ubiquitination.